Messenger RNA from Folsomia candida, 2297 nucleotides. RefSeq names its product extensin-like. Bases 74 to 1765 code for a protein of 563 amino acids. The transcript has 2 exons. Lineage: Eukaryota; Metazoa; Arthropoda; Collembola; Entomobryomorpha; Isotomidae. The record is from RefSeq and is a predicted model, not a curated record.
UUUGGUUAGUUGUCAUCAUAACCUUGGAAGUAACUUAUAAUUCAUUAAAAGUUUUUCAGGAUUUUCAAAGAGGAUGAAAUUUGUUUUGUUUUUUAUAUGGAUAACUACAACAGGAGCUGCAAUGGGAGGUGUGUUGCCAUUGCAUGACAAACAACCAGGAAAUGAAUUGCCAACAAGUUUGCCUGGCCUGCUUCCACGUCAAUUUAUGCAACUCAUUUUUCCAUCUCGACCGAGACCGAAUGAGAGAAGGGAACCACCAUCUUAUCUAUGGCUGAGACCGGCUAACAAUCAUGGUCAUUAUGCAACGACCAGAAGGUCUGGUGCUGGACAAGUUACAAAAUUCACGUCAGCAAACCCAGCAACUCUUCCUCCUCUCCCAGAUCCAUCAACUAUUGGUGCGUUACUAACUACUUUUGCAUCAUUGCCAGACCCAACUACUCUUGCACCAUUACCCGACCCAACUACUUUUGAACCAUUACCCGACCCAACUACUUUUGCACCAUUACCCGACCCAACUACUUUUGAACCAUUACCCGACCCAACUACUUUUGCACCAUUGCCCGACCCAACUACUUUUGAACCAUUACCCGACCCAACUACUCUUGCACCAUUACCCGACCCAACUACUUUUGAACCAUUACCCGACCCAACUACUUUUGAACCAUUACCCGACCCAACUACUUUUGAACCAGCACCCGAGCCAACUACUUCCGCACCGUUACCAGAUCCAACUAGUUUUGAACCAGUACCCGAGCCAACUACUUCCGCACCGUUACCAGAUCCAACUAGUUUUGAACCAGUACCCGAGCCAACUACUUCCGCACCGUUACCAGAUCCAACUAGUUUUGCACCAAUACCCGACCCAACGACUUUUGAACCAGUACCCGAGCCAACUACUUCCGCACCAUUACCAGAUCCAACUACUUUUGCACCAAUACCCGACCCAACGACUUUUGAACCAGUACCCGAGCCAACUACUUCCGCACCGUUACCAGAUCCAACUAGUUUUGCACCAAUACCCGACCCAACGACUUUUGAACCAGCACCCGAGCCAACUACUUCCGCACCGUUACCAGAUCCAACUAGUUUUGAACCAGUACCCGAGCCAACUACUUUCGCACCGUUACCAGAUCCAACUAGUUUUGAACCAGUACCCGAGCCAACUACUUCCGCACCGUUACCAGAUCCAACUAGUUUUGCACCAAUACCCGACCCAACGACUUUUGAACCAGUACCCGAGCCAACUACUUCCGCACCAUUACCAGAUCCAACUACUUUUGCACCAAUACCCGACCCAACGACUUUUGAACCAGUACCCGAGCCAACUACUUUUGCACCAUUGCCAGACUCAACUACUUUCGCACCAUUACCUGAUCCAACUACUUUUGCACCAAUACCCGAGCCAACUACUUUUGCACCGUUACCAGAUCCAACUAGUUUCGAACCAAUACCCCAGCCAACUACUUUUGCACCAUUACCCGACCCAACUAAUUUUGAACCAGUACCCGAGCCAACUACUUUUGCACCAUUGGCAGACCCAACUACUUUUGCACCGUUACCAGACCCAACUACUUUUGCACCGUUACCAGACCCAACUACCCUUGCACCAUUGCCAGACCCAACUACAUUAGAGCCGAUCCCAACUACGCUGGCUCCUCCUUCAAUACCAACGACUAUUGUUCCUUUUCCAACGACUUCACAAGGUUCCAGUUCAACAACAAGGGUAACACAACUGUAUGAACGUUGCGUGGCUUAUCGCUGUUGAGAAACAUCUUUAAUGCAGAUCAGCAUGGGUUGUAUUUCUGCAAAGUAUUAAAUCGUUCAUGAAUAUCUACAUAUGUGUGUAUAAUUAAUUUUCAAAUAAUUGCCCCACGCAUUUAUGCUAAGACUUUGGUUAAGUUCCUUUGCAAUUACGUCUGUGUAUACAUAUAACGCAAGUGCGUUACAAAGUGUAAAAUAAAUCUUAAAAUCGCAUACUAGCUUUUCAGUUGUUCACUCACCAGCGAAUCUGGGCUGAAUAGAUGAAACACAUAGCGUCGUUUAGACUCAGGAGAAGGACUUCUACUAUUCCGCUCAGACAGAUUUCGAUGCCCUUCGGAUCUAUAGGUCUACUCAAGCCUUACAGCAGUUUUAUGCUGUCUAUGGUGGAAUUUUUUUCAAAUAAUUGCGUAGUGCAUUUAGUUUUAUUCAAUUCACCAUGAAGAUUUAAUUUAUAUAUUUAUGUACUUAAUCAAUAUAUUUAAUACUAAUUUUUCUAUACUCGGAAUAAAAUUUAGAACUGAUUGAGAUCGACUGUA